Procambarus clarkii (red swamp crayfish) is the source of this 648-nucleotide messenger RNA. The record is from RefSeq and is a predicted model, not a curated record. Lineage: Eukaryota; Metazoa; Arthropoda; Malacostraca; Decapoda; Cambaridae.
AUGUGGAAUGUACUGAAAGACGACCUUGUGGAAGCCACCUCCAUCCAAGACUUUAAGGACACAUUCGAUAAAGAAUUUGAACUUUCCUUACCUUCCCCAGUAGACACUGAUAGGAAUAGAGGAUACUGCAGAAGGCCUAUUGACCAUUACGAGGCAGCUCGUAUUGACCAUUACAAGGCAGCUCGUAUUGACCAUUACAAGGCAGCUCGUAUUGACCAUUACAAGGCAGCUCGUAUUGACCAUUACAAGGCAGCUCGUAUUGACCAUUACAAGGCAGCUCGUAUUGACCAUUACAAGGCAGCUCGUAUUGACCAUUACAAGGCAGCUCGUAUUGACCAUUACAAGGCAGCUCGUAUUGACCAUUACGAGGCAGCUCGUAUUGACCAUUACGAGGCAGCUCGUAUUGACCAUUACGAGGCAGCUCGUAUUGACCAUUACGAGGCAGCUCGUAUUGACCAUUACGAGGCAGCUCGUAUUGACCAUUACGAGGCAGCUCGUAUUGACCAUUACGAGGCAGCUCGUAUUGACCAUUACGAGGCAGCUCGUAUUGACCAUUACGAGGCAGCUCGUAUUGACCAUUACAAGGCAGCUCGUAUUGACCAUUACGUGGCAGCUCGUAUUGACCAUUACGAGGCAAGCUCGUAUUGA